Molecule: messenger RNA, 2041 nt
Organism: Aegilops tauschii subsp. strangulata
Lineage: Eukaryota; Viridiplantae; Streptophyta; Magnoliopsida; Poales; Poaceae
Product: cysteine--tRNA ligase CPS1 homolog, chloroplastic/mitochondrial
Biological process (GO): cysteinyl-tRNA aminoacylation
Cellular component (GO): cytoplasm
Molecular function (GO): ATP binding; cysteine-tRNA ligase activity
Source: RefSeq, a predicted model, not a curated record
CAAAUCCGGCUGUAGAUGCUCUUAGCUUUGGACCAAACCCAAACUGACAGUGUGCCGGAGAGAUGUUGCAAUAAUCCAGAAAUCUUAGGGGGCAAACUAAAAAUCCAAAAAACGCUAUCCUGCCCCUGCGCGUGCGGCCUUCACGACCCACUCAUGAUGGCGGCGGCGGCGGCGUCGGCGGCGAGGCGCGCCGCCACCGGCCUGUUCCCGAUGCUCCUCUCCUCGCAUUCCCGAGCCCUCCCGCGCCACGGAGAUUUCCUUGCACUGCCCUCCCUCGUUCGCCCCCGCCGCCUCCCUUCCCACCCCGCCAAGCUCUUCUUCUGCUCCGCCGCCGCCUCCUCGAAUGGCGAGGCCCCGGAGAAGGCCCGGGACAUGCACCUGUACAACACGAGGUCGAGGAGGAGGGAGCCGUUCCGUCCCCGCGCGCCCGGCGGGGAGGUCGGCAUGUACGUCUGCGGCGUCACGCCCUACGACGACAGCCACAUCGGCCACGCCCGCGCCUACGUCGCCUUCGAUGUCCUCUUCAGGUACUUGCGUUAUUUGGACUAUGAAGUACGCUAUGUUCGGAACUUUACUGACAUCGAUGACAAGAUAAUUGCAAGAGCUAACCAAUUGGGGGAAGAUCCUUUUAGCUUAAGCAAAAGAUACUCAGAUGAUUUCCUGUCGGACAUGGCUCAUCUUCAAUGUCUACCACCAUCUGUGGAGCCCCGUGUUUCAGAUCACAUUGAUCAAAUUGUAACCAUGAUAAAACAGAUCAUCGAUAAUGGUUGUGCAUAUGUAGUAAGUGGGGAUGUCUAUUUCUCUGUUGACAACUUUCCUGAAUAUGGGAAGUUAUCGGGUCGAAAACUAGAUGAUAAUAGAGCCGGUGAAAGGGUUGCAGUUGACGAUAGAAAGAAAAACCCAGCUGAUUUUGCUCUAUGGAAGGCUGCAAAAGAUGGGGAACCAUGGUGGGAUAGCCCUUGGGGCCCGGGUAGGCCAGGAUGGCACAUCGAAUGCAGUGCCAUGAGUGCACAAUACUUGGGCAAUUCUUUUGACAUUCAUGGUGGUGGGGAGGACCUGAUAUUUCCACAUCAUGAGAAUGAAAUCGCUCAAAGCCGUGCCGCAUGUUGUGACAGCAGCAUAAAUUACUGGGUGCACAAUGGUUUUGUCAAUGUAAAUGGCCAGAAAAUGUCUAAAUCCCUUGGUAACUUUAUCACUAUACGCAAGGUCAUAGAGCUGUACCACCCACUUGCGUUGAGGAUGUUCUUACUUGGUACCCACUACAGGUCCCCAAUCAACUACACAGUAGAGCAGCUUAAUGUUGCAUCGGAUAGAUUGUACUACACUUAUCAGACAUUGCGUGAUUGUGAAGAAAGCACCCAGCAGGACCAAAGCAGUAGCGGAGGUUCACUACCUUUUACUACCACGCACUGCAUCGAGAAGCUUCACGAGGAUUUCGAGACCUCGAUGUCCGAUGAUCUUCACACUUCGGUGGCGCUGGCUGCUAUUUCCGAGCCGUUGAAAGUUAUGAAUGAUUUGCUGCAUACUCGUAAGGGAAAGAAGCAGGAGAAACGGCUGGAAUCGCUCGCGGUCUUGGAAGAGAAAGUGAGAAUGGUGCUUUCUGUCCUAGGGCUGAUGCCCUCUAGCUACCAUGAGGCGCUGCAGCAGCUGCGGGAGAAGGCGCUGCGGAGGGCGGGCGUCACCGAGGAGCAGGUGCUGCAGAAGAUCGAGGAGCGGACGGCGGCGAGGAAGGCGAAGCAGUUCGGUCGGUCGGACGAGAUCCGGGACGAGCUGGCAGCCCUCGGCGUUGCCCUCAUGGACGGGCCCGACGGCACCGCCUGGAGGCCCUCCGUGCCGGCCUCGGAGCAGCCCGUGGCUGCCAAGAGCAGUAAAUGAACCUCCAGCGAGGCACCGUCUUAGACAGUUUUGUGAAACCGCAAUGUAUGUAAUCGAGGAUCUGUGAUUUGGGAAUUCAACAAAAGAAGUUCCGAUGGAGACGGAGGAAUGUACUGCGUAGGCCUUUGAAAUGAAAUGAAGAGAGUUUUGAUGGAUGCCAACAAAA